UUUUUUUAAAUAUAUACAACAUGAUUUUCAAUUCUGAAAUCUCUGGCCAAUAUGAACAUACAACAUCUCCGGUUGUAACAGGAGGUAGUGUAAUUGCUUUGGUUUACAAUGGAGGAGUAUUAGUUGGGACAGAUACUCUUUGUAGUUAUGGAAGCAUGGCAGCAUUCAAGUAUAAAAUAAGUAUAAUUGAAAUAGAAAUGUCUAAAAGAUUGCUUAAAUAUCCUAAAACACAAUUUAUGUAUCGAGUGGUGAAUUUUCUGAUUUCUAACAAGUUGUGAAAGAAUUAGCAAAAAUUGAUAGAUCAGCUUUAUAAUAUGAUGAUGGAGUUCAUCCUUCUCCAAAAGAUUAUGGUAAUUAUUUGGCAAGACUUUCUUAUAAAAAAAGAUGCAAAAUAAAUCCUUUAUAUUUAUAGAAUGUCAUAGCUGUAUAAAAUGAUUGUAAAUAUUUAGGGAUUUCAUAAUAAUGAUAGAUAUUUAGCACUUGUUGAUAUAUAUGGUACUUAUUUAGAAUCAAAAUUCAUAACGACUGGAUUUGCAAGUUAUUUCUGCAAAGCUAUAAUAAGCAAUUAUUGGAAUGAGAAUUGCUCUCUUGAUUAGGCUAAAUAAGUAAUAAGAGAAUGUUUCAAAGUAAUAAUGAAUUCAAUGAAAAUAGGUUUUAUUCUGUAGAGAUUGCAGAGCUCAUGAUGUUAUUUAAUUGGCAUAUGUUGAUGCUUAAGGUACACAUAUAGAAGAGCCAGAAAGAGUAGAAACAAAAUGGGACUUUAAUGGAUUUAAAUAAAGGGCUAAUGAGAAAUUACACACAUAAUGAAC
Messenger RNA from Paramecium sonneborni, 809 nucleotides. The record is from the annotation of a GenBank genome assembly. NCBI's taxonomy places the organism in Eukaryota, Ciliophora, Oligohymenophorea, Peniculida, Parameciidae.